AUGCUGCGACAACUAAGCCGUGUGCGGCACGUGACCGUCUCUUCUCACGUGAUCACUCCCUCCCAUGUGACCACCUCCCACGUGACCACUCCCUCCCUCGUGGCUGCGCGCCACUACUCGCUGGAGGUUUUUUGCAAGAGCUCCAAGCGACUUCAACGCAACCGGGCGUCGGCAAAUGCGUCUGUGUCGCGACAAACGGACUAUUUGCGUCAGGAGAUCAGCGACCGGAUGAUUGAGCGACUGGCGUUCAUUUCGCGGCAGUUUCCGGAGGUGCUGGAUCUCGGAUCGGGCCCGGGAUUGCUGGAGCAAAAGCUGUUGAAGGGCGAGACCGAAGACGAUCGGCUGGUCAGAAGUCGAUUUGGACACGUCACCAUGCUGGAUUCUAGCGAGCAGUCAUUGCUGCGAGACUAUAAUGUGCUUGAGGCGAUUUCCGAACAGAACCCCAACCCGGAGGUUGCGUCCGAUGCGGUGGUCAAGCUGGACGUUGCUUCUGGAGAACUCAACCCCAAUGCCUUUGUGACUCUGGCGCACGGAAACGAAGAAGACAUCUCUAUUAACAACUCGCUGAUCAUGGACAACACCUACGACGCCGUCAUUUCGACCAUGUCCAUGCACUGGAUCAAUGAUUUGCCCGGUCUGCUCAACCGAAUCAACAACGUGUUGAAGCCUGACGGGAUGUUCAUGGGAGCAAUGCUGGGUGGCGACACGCUGUUUGAGUUGCGAACCUCGCUUCAAUUGGCUGAAAUGGAACGAAGAGGCGGAGUUUCUCCCCGGGUGUCGCCUCUGGCUGACGUCAAAGAUAUGGGCGGUCUACUCCAGAAGGCCAAGUUCAAUCUUCUCACUGUCGAUGUAGACGACGUGAUUGUGUCUUAUCCGGACAUUUGGGCGCUCAUGGACGAUCUCAAGGCCAUGGGAGAGGGCAACGCCGUGCUGACACGUGCCUCUUCUCUACCCCGAGACGUUCUGAUUGCAGCCGACGCCAUCUACAAGUCGCUUCAUGGAGAGGAAGACGGGAGCAUUCCCGCCACUUUUAGAUUUGUCUACAUGAUUGGAUGGAAGGAUAGUCCCACACAGCCCAAGCCCAAGGAGCGGGGCAGUGCCACCGUCAGUUUGAAGGACGUGUUGAAGGAGUAG
Yarrowia lipolytica CLIB122 is the source of this 1134-nucleotide messenger RNA. RefSeq lists its product as uncharacterized. The record is from RefSeq and is a predicted model, not a curated record. Gene Ontology annotation, biological process: mitochondrial respiratory chain complex I assembly. Lineage: Eukaryota; Fungi; Ascomycota; Dipodascomycetes; Dipodascales. Gene Ontology annotation, cellular component: mitochondrion.